Molecule: messenger RNA, 1749 nt
Organism: Aphis gossypii (cotton aphid)
Lineage: Eukaryota; Metazoa; Arthropoda; Insecta; Hemiptera; Aphididae
Gene: ari-2
Product: potential E3 ubiquitin-protein ligase ariadne-2
Exons: 2
Coding region: 245-1663 (472 amino acids)
Biological process (GO): protein polyubiquitination; ubiquitin-dependent protein catabolic process; positive regulation of proteasomal ubiquitin-dependent protein catabolic process
Cellular component (GO): cytoplasm; ubiquitin ligase complex
Molecular function (GO): ubiquitin protein ligase activity; zinc ion binding; ubiquitin conjugating enzyme binding
Source: RefSeq, a predicted model, not a curated record
UAUUGUGUUUAGUAAUAUUGUACACACUACACUACAGAAGUAAUACAAUAGAAUUUCAAUGUUGAAAGUUGAAACUCAAUAGUAUCCCAAACUUUGUUUUUAUUUAGUGCUUUUAAGUAUUUUAAUUUUGUCAUAAUUUAUAUUACUGAUUUGCUAUUAUGAAAAGUUGUGUAUCAGAAAACACCGUCAGCUUUCAGGUAUCAAGUGCUAUAAAUAUUUGAUACAACCGUUUUUAGAGGAAACCAUGUCUGAAUAUGACGAUGAGGACAUGGAAUACUCAGAUCAGGAUGACUAUGAAGAUUAUUACAAUGCUGAUCGUGAUGUAAUGAGUCCACCACACAAUCCUGAUGCUGAAUAUUUUCCUGUUCAAUGUCUCUCAGUUGACGAGGUUGAAAAAUUCUUGAAUGAACUUGUUGAACAAUUAUGUACUAGUAUACAUGUAACACCAUCAAUGUCAAAAGUUUUACUUUAUGAAAACAAAUGGGCUGUUCAAGAAGUUUUAUGGAAGUAUAAUGAAGAUCCUGAUAAGCUUUUUGUCGCAUCUAGAAUGAAAACAUUACAGCCAGUAUCGGUUAAAACUAAAAGAGAUAAAUUUGUAUGUCCAGUUUGUGUAGGGCCAGUAGCUGAAGAAUUAGGAGUUACUAGUUUAGCUUGUGGCCAUUGUUAUUGCGAUAACUGUUGGCGUUGUCAUUUUGAAAAUAAAAUAAAACAAGGCGUAAGUACAGAACUCUCUUGUAUGGCAUUAAACUGUGAAUUACUAGUACCAGAAGAAAUAGUUUUAUCAACAGUUAAUAAACCAAAUUUAAGGAAAAAAUACCAACAUUUUGCAUUCCGUGAGUAUAUUAAAUCUCAUCCAUUAUUACGUUUUUGUCCAGGAGCUAACUGCACUGCAGUCAUAAAAUCUAAAGAGUCUCUUGCCAAAAAAGCUAUAUGUACUCAGUGUGAAACUUCAUUUUGUUUUAAAUGCGGAAAUGACUAUCAUGCCCCUACAGAUUGUGCCACUAUUAAAAAAUGGAUUACCAAAUGUGCAGAUGAUAGUGAAACAUCAAAUUACAUUGCAGCAAACACCAAAGACUGCCCUAAAUGUAAUAUUUUUAUUGAAAAAAAUGGUGGCUGCAAUCAUAUGCAGUGUUUAAGUUGUAAAUAUGAUUUUUGCUGGAUGUGUAUGGGAGAUUGGAAAGCACACGGCACUGAAUAUUAUGAUUGUUCCAAGUAUAGGGAAAACCCUCAGAAUGGGUCAGAAUCUGCUAGAGCUCGCGAAGCAUUGAAAAAAUAUCUCCAUUAUUAUGAACGUUGGGAAAAUCAUUCUAAAAGUUUGCAAUUGGAAAAACAAACGCUUGAUAAAAUCAAAGAAAGAAUAAAUAGUAAAGUUAUGACAAGUAAAGGUACAUGGAUUGACUGGCAGUAUUUAUUAGAUUCUGCUACUUUAUUAGCCAAAUGUCGGUAUACUCUUCAGUAUACUUACCCAUAUGCGUAUUAUAUGGAUAAUGGACCAAAGAAAGAACUGUUUGAGUAUCAACAAGCUAAACUGGAAGCUGAAAUUGAAAAUUUAUCAUGGAAGAUAGAAAGAGCAGAAACUACUGACAGAGGUGAUUUAGAAAAUCAGAUGGAUAUUGCUGAGAAAAGAAGGGCAACUAUGCUUCAAGAUUUUUUCCAUAUUUAAUUUAAUUUUAUAUUUCCUUAUUUGAUUGUAAAAUUAUUCUGAAUGUAUAUAUACAUAAAUAAAUACAUUUUCUUUCAAUAUUUUAA